This is a messenger RNA of Prorocentrum cordatum, 573 nucleotides long. Lineage: Eukaryota; Dinophyceae; Prorocentrales; Prorocentraceae. The record is from the annotation of a GenBank genome assembly.
GUGGACUGCGACCGAAUGAAGCUCGCGGAGACCGACGACAGCGGGGAACUCAGGGAGUUCGACUUGGCCCCUGGCGAAAAUGGGACGCGCGCGGCCACCCUCGCCGACAGCGCGACGUGGACGUCGGAGAUCACCGGCGCCGGCUUCGCAGCGUGGAAGAACCCGCCCGCGCAUAAGAAGCCGGACGAGGACCUGGCCAGGGCAGACGAGGAGGGCGAGGGCGAGGAGGGGGGGGCGGGCGCGGCCGACGAGGCCGAGGGGCCCGAGGAGGACGACGACGCCGACUAUAUCGCACUCGGCAUGAAGGGCACGCCCCCGACGCCCGCGGCCGCCAAGGCGAAGCCCGCGGCCGCCGAGCUUCCGACGGCGAAGCCCGCGGCCGCCGACCCUGGCAAAUUCGCCGACGAGAAAGGCCGCGCGUUCGACUACAAAACCGAGCAGUUCGACGGCGCGAUGCACUACAAGAAGAGCCACUCCGCGGGGCCCCGCGUGAAGGGCGGCUCGCAGCUCAUCUCCUUUGGGGGGGUGCGCUGCGCGGCCAGCGUGGAAUAUCGAUCGGAAAUCGGCCGCCAG